AAAUUGUCACUCGUCUUCUGCCGCGGUGCUGAAAUCCUCCGUUUUCACUUCAUCGGACGAUCCUCUUAGCCGCCUGAAUGGCCGCUAAGCCUUCUCCGGCCACCAUCACCGCUUCAAGGUCGAAGCUUUCUUCAUUUUUCGUCGCAUCCUUCCCUCCCAUCAUAAACCCUAACGAAACCUCCACAUCAAAACCCCGCACCCAAAGCAAAUCUCUCCCAGGAAGGAAGUUCUUCAUGUCCGGCGCCGUCUCUCCCGAGGAAGCCGCCGUCUUGUUCGACCGCAUGAUAGGUAUCCAACCCCCGCCCCGUUCAUCAUCGUUCAACCCGCUGUUGGCUUCGCUCGCUAGGAAUAGGCAUUUCUCUGUUGCAAUUUCGCUUGCCCAGAAGCUGAGCACUUCCGGGUUGUUGCUCAGUUAUGUCGGACUGCACAUUCUGUUGAACUGCCUCUGUUGUUCUGGUCAGACCCAGGAUGGUUUUGCGGUCCUGGGAUCGAUUCUUCGCCGGGGAUACAGGGCGAACACUGUGACAUGUACGUCUCUGAUUAAGGGACUGUGUUAUGAGGAUAGAAUUGGAGAGGCGGUUGAUUUGUUUAAAAAGAUGGUUCGCUUCGGGUGCAGGCCGAAUGUUGUCACGUAUGGGACUUUGAUCAACGGGCUAUGCAGGACCGGGAAUACGAAUAUAGCUCUUAGGUUACAUGAGGAAAUGGUUAGUGCUACUGAUGGUGAUGGCAGGUUCCUCUGUCCGCCCAAUAUAGUCUGCUAUGGUGCGAUGAUCGACGGGCUGUGCAAAGAGGGGCUAAUCGAUAGGGCACAGGAGCUCUUCUCGGAGAUGAAGGGUAAUGGGAUCUCGCCAGAUGUGAUUGCUUAUAGUUCGUUGAUUCACGGGCUGUGCAAGAUGGGGAACAUGGACCAGGGCAAGGCUUUGUUUGAUGAGAUGGUGGAUCAGGGAGUGCCACCUAAUGCCGUGACCUACAAUAUUCUGAUCGAUGUUCAGUGCAGGGAAGGGAAGAUGAAGGAAACGGAGGAAAUUCUCGAGGUGAUGAUUCAAAGGGGAGUAGACCCUGAUUUGUUUACCUACAACACGAUGAUGGACGGAUUUGUUCGUGCAGGUCAGAUCUGUAAGGCCAGAAAGCUUUUGGAUGACAUGGUUGAGAAGAGGUUCGAGCUCGAUGCAGUGAGUUACAACGUGUUGAUUAACGGGUAUUGCAAAAGUGGGAGGAUCGAAGAAGCUUUGGACUUGUUCAAGAAAAUGGUAAGAGAGGGGGUUAAACCCACAAUCAUCUCGUAUAACACCCUAUUAACUGGGCUUUUCCAGAAGGGUUUGGUGAAAGAUGCAAAGGAAAUGUUCGGAGAAAUGGCCAUCCGUGGUACUAACCCAAAUAGGACCACGUACAACAUCUUGUUUGAUGGGCUCUGCAAGAAUGAUCAUCUCUCAGAAGCUACGGAGAUGUUCCAUUCACGGGAUCGCAAGAUUAAACCGACUUUGAAGAUGUUCAAUAGCCUUAUUGAUGGGCAGUGUAAAGCUGGGAAUCUCGAAUCUGCAUGGGAGAUCUUUCACCAAUUGCCCGACAAUGGUCUAGUCCCAUCUGUUGUGACGUACUCAAUCAUGAUCAAUGGGCUCUGCAAGAAAGGGCUGCUAGAAGAGGCUGAGCGGUUCCUGACGGUGAUGGAAGCAGAGGGCUGUGCUCCGAAUGUGGUGACUUUUAACACACUGAUGCUUGCUUUUUGUCAGAACAAUGAGCCCAUGAAAGUGGUUCAGCUUCUGCGGAAAAUGGCAAAGAAUAAUGUCUCACCUGACAUUUUGACUGCAUCAACAGUCUUUAAACUGCUCUCAGAGGACGAGAAUUAUCACGACUACUUCGAUUUGCUCCCAGCAUUUCCUGCUCAACAUAGCAAGUCAUGAGAAAGAAAGCAAUGAUCUGUCCAUAGGGACGUGUAGUGCGAAGUUAUUCUGUUAGGACGAGUAUCAUUCUUGGUUUGAGAUUGGGAUAUGUUCUAAAGUUCACCUGAGGAAUGACCAAAAUUUUGUAUCUGCAUCGAGUGCAUCCUUUCGCCUGUUCGCAACAGCAGUGGCAGAAACCAUUUCUUCAGAUCAGUCUGCAUUGCUUGCUGGAGCUCAAAAUUUGGGUGCAACGGAAUUUGCUGCUAUAACAUGCCGGUUUUAUUGGCCUAGCUCAACCCCAAGCCACAUCAUUCUCAUACACUGGAGUGGAAGUUUCUCUCAGAGGGGCAGCCCGCCGACAUUACCAAAAGUAUCCGAGCAACGAGCUCGAGCGAACCCCGACCCCGUUGCUUUUGGGACCAUGAACCCUGUUUUCUGACGAGUGGGGUCAAAGUACGUUGAGCUGGAUAACGAGUGACAAAUUCACGAGCCAUGGAUGAUGAGCUUUGCUAGAACAACAUGAUCGAUGGCCAUGCGAAGCUCCUCAUAGGUGUCUUGGACCGUUAAGCCUAGAUGGCUCAAUCUUUAUUGCACUAGAGCUGAAGAUCCCCUUCCCUUACCCCUUGAACCUUUUGAUGGGUCGGAAAAGGGCCAUGGUGGGGUUGCGUGGGCCAACCAUCAGGCGACUGUUGUCCCAACCACGAGAGACGGGGGAAGAGAGCCAAAGAAAGAGCGAGACACAGAAACUGGGGUGGAAAAGGUUAGACAUUGCAGGCUAUAUCGAGUUCAUGGAGGCAUUAGUGGUUUCGCCAUGAAGGCCCAGAUGGCAUUCAUUCUGUACGAAAUGUACUAAUCUUCUACAUUGGACCA
Punica granatum (pomegranate) is the source of this 2750-nucleotide messenger RNA. NCBI's taxonomy places the organism in Eukaryota, Viridiplantae, Streptophyta, Magnoliopsida, Myrtales, Lythraceae. The record is from RefSeq and is a predicted model, not a curated record.